CUAACUAAACCUGCUUCUCGGAACAACACCAGAGCAGCUGAGUAACACGGCUUCAAUCACAUACAAGUGAAAUCAGCUGCUUUGGUGUUCAGUCAACCGCUCACAGCGUCAGAGUCAACUUCCAAACUUGUUUUUAAAGUAUUCAGCACAGUAACCUUCUACAUAUUGAAGGAGGAGCAAUACAUCUGUGGAUAAAUGAGAAUCCGCUGAAGUUUGUCCACUGAGAAAACGACUUUAAUGACUUAUAUCCAGACCUCUUCUGGUCCACAUCUGCUCUGAGUGAGGUUGUGAUCUCACUUCUGUGUGUGUGUGUGGGACCUGACUCCUCUGAUCCUCCAACACACAAGAUGCAGAACAGGACUGAGAAGUGUGGAGCUCAGCUGCCUCUCUUUGUUGCAGCCAGCAGCUCUGAGCGAGGUCUGUUCAGGAGGAGCACCACCUACCUGGCUAAGAUCUCUGUCGUCCUGCAAGACGCUCCAGGCAAGAUGCUCACUUUUACUCAGUUGAUGGACAGACUGGCUCCUGUAAUCUCUGAAGACAAAAGAUCUGUUGAGAACAACAUCAGAGUUUGUUUAUCAACCAACAAAUGUUUUGUCAAGAUUCCAGUGAUCCCAGAUUCUCUGGACAGUAAGAGAAACUACUGGAAACUGGAGCCCAGUCAGAUCACAACAAAGAUGGUGCGUCGUCACUUCAAAGGAAUCCUGCGCCUCUUCCCUGAGUUGGCCUCCAAAGUGGAAACGGAGAACACGAGCAGAUCAUCCGAGCACUGCUCAGCUGUUCCCUCUCCUGAACCUGCAGCCUGCAGAGCUGUUCAGAUCAAAUGUGAGGUGAAGUUCAGCAGUCCUUUCUCCAUUGAAUCCCUGCUGAAGAGAGACAGUGCCUCUGCUCGGGCCUCCAGAGCUUCUCCUCUGUCCAGUGUGCCGCUCAAAGUGGAGCAGCAGCCUCGCUCCACACACAGACCAGUUUGGACAAAGAGGAGCUUCAGCUGGGACUCUGAGGAGCCUCUCCUCCUACAAGCUUCAGCUGGAAGUUCCCCAAUCUGCUCAACAGGGGGCAGCACACACCAUGGACUCAGUGCUGAUGGAGCUGCUCAGCCCAUCAGGAUGCAUGUGUGCACUGAGUCCUCAUUCCCUGUCUACACAAGAGCCAGUGCUGCUCCUUAUUUCACCAGCCCACACAGCAGUUACAUCACUUAUCCUGUACCCGCAUUUACCCAUGAUGCUCUCCGUUUCUAUCUGUAAAAGUAUUUUUCCCGUCUACCGAAUUGCACUUUUUAUAUGUUAUGCGUUUUUGAGUGGACCGUUCAGAGACUUUUCUUUUAAAACCAGACACCCUUUCAAAUCACGCAAGGCCCAUAAAUGGUCUCAUGUGUGUCUCACUGUCUGUUUUAUUUGUGGCUGUAUUUUGUUAACUUGAUUAGGGGAGUGUGAAAUGGUUACUGGGACAUUUUAUACAUAGUUUCUUUUGUGUUUGAGGUCAGCAUCUGACCACAAGAGGGCAGCACAAUAUUUCAAAGUUUAGCUUGAAAUGCAAUAAUGUCGACAUUCUCUCUCUAUCAAACUGGGAACAAAUUAAAGAUGUUUCUUCUCCAUCCUGGGACUUUAAAUGUGAUUUUUGAUCGUU
Messenger RNA from Cottoperca gobio, 1623 nucleotides. Its product is annotated as forkhead box protein Q1. Gene Ontology annotation, biological process: regulation of DNA-templated transcription. Lineage: Eukaryota; Metazoa; Chordata; Actinopteri; Perciformes; Bovichtidae. Gene Ontology annotation, molecular function: sequence-specific DNA binding; DNA-binding transcription factor activity. The transcript has 5 exons. The record is from RefSeq and is a predicted model, not a curated record. Bases 348 to 1241 code for a protein of 297 amino acids.